AUCCAAAUUCAGCACAUGCUGGAAUGCGUUGUUGUGACUGCCAAGAUUGCUGAACAGUGCUUGCUAUAGACACUAGACAGAAGAAAGUAGACUGUGUUGUGCAAUGAUCAAAAAUAAUACAUGUCAUUUAACCUUGUUUACCAACUUCUGUGAUAAGCACCAAGGAAGAGCUACUUCACUCAAUUCUAAUAUUUGAACAAAAACAAGAUGCUUCAUUCAAAUGAAGUACCUAAAAAGCAAAGAGUAAGAACAUGUCAAUUCAUACCUUUGUCUUUAGAUCCACCUUUAAGCCCAAGUGAUGCUGUGAACCUUCUGUGGACUGGACUCAGUAAGAGUACAACUCCCUCUAGCCAGGCUGAUGCUGUCAACAAAUUUGGGGAAGUGAGCAGCAGUGACUGCUGCAGUGAUGCUGACAUUAGGCAGGCAAUAAAUCUCCUCUGCCAGUCUCUGUUCCAGUGUCCCCUCAAAGCCCAAUUGACAACCAAAAUUACCAGAUCUUUGCACACCAUCCAGAAGAACAAACCUGACAUCUUCUAUCCUGAAAUCCAUCAGGUCCUGAAUAAAGUAUUUUUGGAUGAAAAUGCUGUGCCCCAAAAACUUUGUCAUGCCCUUGCCCUAGUCAUGUCAUCAAAAAUAGUCAAUAUUCAUACUGCAAUUGCAUGUAGCUGUCAAACUCUCAAUGGGCUCAUCAAGAAAAGAUGCAGCAAUGAAGGGAAUAUAUCAUCGACAAGUAUUCAAGACAUGAACAACAGUUGUGAAACACAAUUAAGUCCUGAGUCUGGAAUGGAGCUUCAUUUGCAUGUAAAGCUGUGUGAUGCUGUGAAAAAACAGCUAUCUUGUCUCUCUCGAGCUACUUUUGAUGAGCAUACACCACAUGUGACGGUCUCUACAAUGCAGCAUGAACUGCAAGAACUAAUGAAGUCAACAGUUGCCUACCUCCAGACGCUAACGCCAGCACUUGGAUCGCAGCACAAUGAAACUUGUGGCAGCCAGAAAAUCUCUUGCAUGCAGUUCAGUGAUGCCAUUUUUUCAUCUCAUAUGGCACCAUUAGCUCAAGUCUCAAUCGAGAUUCUAGCUGCAAAAAAAUCUACGCUGGAUCUUAGACUUGUCAGCGGACAACUUUUAGGUGUUUUGGGUACGUUUUGUGACGGUGGCAUUCAUGCACUUAUAGUAGCUGCUCUUGAAUUAUCUUUUACAUCCACGCUGGAGAACUCUGCUUUGGUAGAAAUUGUGGCAAGCGUCCAGUCAUUGCCUAUUUUGGGACGAAUUGCGGUAUUACACGGUCUUCUAUGCACAGUUCCUUCUACCGAGCUUCUAGAAACUCGCAUUUAUGUCGAAAACGAGAAUCCGGCUAACCCUAAAGUGUUCGGAAUGGAACUAUUGAAACAUAUCUUCGUUAUAGGCAACAGCUCUGCUGACGGAGAGCUAACCGUUUCAUGUUCACGAUUGCUCAACCAUUGGACUCUCCGUGUUCUGUCAGCACGAAGCACAUGUGAAAAAUUCUCAGAGUUAAUGCCAGUUGCCUCGGAACUUGAGAAAAAACUUUUGGAAUACUUGGAAUUAACUUGGGAGCAUUACUUGGAUCGAGUUAAGCACACAACUUAUGAAACUUUCAUGAAUUUUCUGGAGAUUCGUCAAGUGUCGUUGAACGAUUCAUCUCAUUCGUACUUCAUGUCUCUUGCCUGUCGGCUGGUCAGUGUUGUGCCACGUAAAAAAUUUGCUGUGAGUGCCCUGCGUUGUCUCGUCAAACAUGUCAGCGUUCAAACCCUGUUGGACUCUUUUCCUGGGCUGCCUCUUGCUCUUGUUAAGAACUUGGCUGACUUCUCUCAUGCAGGUUGUUGCUCUGAAGCCCUAAAAGCUCUGUUCUUGAAACAUAUUCAAGAAGUCUCAUCAGACGAGUGGCAAGAAUUUUGGAUUACCCUUAUUUUCGACAAUUUUUCACUCGAAAUGACUAGCUUUGGAUUCGAAUUGUUAAUUAAGAAUUUGCUUGAAACUUGUCCCUCUAGCUUAGCCUUCGCCAUCAAACAUGUGUUGAAACGCGAAAAAUCUCUCAAUUACGAGCAUUACAUGCUACUUAUCUCUUGUCUGAAAGUGGGCAAGAAUUUCAGCGAAGCCGCUGUGAAGGAUCACGCGCCAAUUGGUGACACCACACAAAGUCUGAAACUGUGGAAGAACCUCAUCCCAUACUCCAUACUACAAAGAUGCCUCUUCCAUGUGGACGAGUGGGUGCAAAUCAGUGCAUUUGGAUUAAUUUGUGACAGCCAGAAAUUGACGGACGGAUUCGAACAAGAAGAAUUGAACCUUUUGCUAGAAUUUUUUCGAAGAAGCCUCAGCAAUGACGUUCCAUCACGACGUCAGGCGAUGCGGGCUUCUGCCAAACACUUAUUUCAAAGAUUGCAAAACUGUUAUAAGGCUGCGAAGAAAAUUACUAUUAAAGGCUUGCUACUUGAAAUCGAUGUUUCUAUAGACGCAACUUUCAUAGCUGCUAAUGAUGAACUGCGGACAUACAAAGCGUUUUGUGAAAUGGUAACCGAUACUUUGUUUGCCUACUUGCAUCCAUCUUACAGCUAUUCAAGGAGAUGUUGCGCUUUAUGGAUCCUCUCAGACUAUCAAUCCUGUAUCGGUGUUGACAGCGAUACUUCGGAGCUCAGAAUUCAGUCUCAUUCCAACUCUAAAUCAUUUGGCCAUGAUUUACUCCUUUGUCUGAACGACAAUUACUUGCACAACAAGGAGACUGCCACGAAGCUCUUGUUAAGCGAACAAAUGACAGGCAAUUUUUCUGUAGACAAUUUAUUUGAAUGUGUAUUUUCAUUAGCAUCAUCAUGUAAACCAUCAGAUUCCCUAACUGCCAGUCAUGUUCUUCAAUAUUUGCUUGCCUGUCCAGAGCCUCUGCAUUACGGUGGCCUUAAGUUUGGCCCGAGAAAUUGUCUAGAAAUGUGUCGCUGUAUUUACUCCAAGUUAAAGUGUGAAAUUAAACAAGCUUGUGAAGACAUCUUCGCUUCGUCCGCUUCCCAUCCCAUGUAUGGGCUUCUGUUUCUGCUAAGGGUUGUGUUUGCACGCGUAACGAAGGAAGACUUAGAAAAAAAUUCUCGCGAAUGGUGCGUGUUCAUAGAAGAAUUAGUUCUCAUCUGCCGAGAUGUUCACUCUCACGUUCGUUUUGUCGUUGAAAAUGACUCACCUGAAGGCAAUAUUCCUCUGAAUUUACCUGUUUUGGAGAAAGUGGUCGAGAAUAGUUUGGGUAACCGUGAGUCAAAUUCCGUGCAAAUCAAGUCUUCGAGUGAAAGUGUCAUGUCUAUCGACAGACUUUCGAAAGCUACUGGUGUGAGCGCGCAGAUGUUGUUGCUUUGUGCUUGGCGAACUGUGAAGGAGAUUUCAGGUCUUUUUGCGGACAUAUGUCAGCAUCAUGCCAUUCUUUUCUCAUCAACAGCAAAUUUUUCGGUUGGAAUUUUCGAGGAGAUUAGCGAUUAUUUUAUCCAAGUAUUAGCUUUGACUAAACACAGAGGGGCUUUUGAGCAGACUUACGCCGAAUAUUUACGUGUCUGUGAGCAGUUGUGGCUAAGCAAAAAUCCUAAAUUCAACGCCGUCCCUGAAACUUGGAUCGAAAAUAUCAUCUGUGACAUCAAUUCCAAACCCGAUGGGAAAUUUUGUGCUACCCGUCGCAGUGCAGGAAUUCCCUUCAUCAUAUUAGGCGCAUUAACGACCGAACCUCCUGUUCAUGGAAGCCUUUGCCUGCAGAAGACCAUGGAGUGUCUUCUAGCUUCGGCAUCUUCAGACUCUUCGCAGUCUUCUGACGCACGCCUGCACGCUUUAAACAUUCUUCGUGUUCUUUACCGCGACGCGAAGCUUGGUGACUCGAUUAUUCCCUUCGUCAGUGACGGAGUGAAAUCCGCGAUCUGCGGGUUCUCCAGCGCCGUGUGGUCCAUCAGGAAUUCGUCUACUCUUCUAUUCGCUGCACUCGUCACCAGGAUGUUGGGAGUCAAGAGAACAAAAGAUGAUCUGCAUUCCAAGAACGCUAUGUCUGCUUUGCUGUUCUUCAAGCGUUUCCCUGACCUCUACAAGUUCCUUCUUGAAAAGCUUGAGGAGGGAGUGCAGGAUAUUAAUCAAGGGCGGCUGGCAGCGUCCCUCUACCCCAUCCUCUUGCUACUAGCUCGGCUCUCCCCGUCCCCUCUGGAGGGCAUGACUUCUUCCCUCACAUUGGCCAACUUUGUGCCUCUUGUGGUGCAGUGUUCAAAGGCACAAAUUUUCAGACUGCGAGAUCUAGCUUCUCGUGCCUUGGCUCCAUUGGUGUCUCUUGAUGCCCUUAAGAACACAAUAUGUCUUCUGAGCAACCAAACUGGUGAAAAGUCUCAUAACUCUAUCCAUGGAGCACUGCUAAGUAUACACCAGCUUCUUCUAGCCUUCAACUCUCACGUCAACAAUCAUGCAUUGAAAUCGUCGAUCUUGGAAGUUCUUAAGCCUUUGUUGCCUCUUGCAACCCUAAAAAAUCCGUGCUGCGUGACACGCUGUGCUACUUUGAAUAUUUUUCAUUUGCUAGCAGAAAAAGGGUGGCUAGUGAAUUUUCCUGAUUGUGUCGAUGAUUUAGUAGCUAUCUCUAGGGAAAUGUUGCAACCAACCACAAGCAGCACGGAUUUUUCUCGCGUUCCUUGGUAUUCGCUGAUGCAAAAAUCCGCUGCAGAAAUUAUAAUCAAUACUAAGAAGUCGGAUUCUACGGGCGUAUCUGCCCAUGAACUUCUUCAAUGGAUUCUUUUCCAGAAGCCUUUUGUUCGAAUUCUAGCGCUUGAGCGUCUGCAGACAGGUCCAGUUUCGCCAUCUGUUCUCCAAUCAGUUGUUCAGAACCUCAUCAACGAAGAAAACUUGGACUGCCGUAUAGCCGCGUAUACUGUAGUACUCAAAACACUUGAAAACUCGGAAUCAGUUGGAUCUAAAAGUAUGGCAGAUAACAAAGACGAAGAAAUCUUUCGUAUUGGUGUUGAUCUUGGCGUUUGCGCGAAAGAAUUGGACGCGCUGCUCAGUCACAUCAUGACGAAAAUUGAGGGCCAAGUGGAUGGGCCAGCAAGACUACGCGACGAAGAGCUGGUUUGCAUCAUCCCUCUCCUGCAACACUUGCUGUGUCGCAAAGACAACAACAUGAAGUUGAAAAGUUUAUCGUCACUGUGCUGCCACCUGCAGCAGUGGAGCGAUGCUGACCAGGCACCAGCAGUGCGGCUGGAGGCUGCUAGAGCUACAGUUGCUCUCCUCCAACUCGCUCUCAGUGAUGCUAAACCCUCCCUUCUGGACUACCAGAAUGAUCGUCUGCUUUUUGCUGCGUUUGAGUGCCUCGUUUUAUUACUGCAAGACGAUGACUCCGAAGUGAGACGCGCCACUGCGGCUGUGUGGCUCAUCCUUCUUGCUCUUGUAGAAGAUCCUUCCAAGGAUAAUGUUGAAGGAGAAUUUUCUCCGGUGGAUGAUCUCAAGAAACAGUUUGGUGUAGAGUGCAAUGCUGAAGAUGUAAAACGACCCCCUCGUUGUGAAACGAAUGUGGGAUCCGCAAUUCAAACUGUUGUCCCAUCUCGUGUAACGGUACCAUGCUCAAAUGACUGCCAUAUCGCAUCAACUACUGAAGAGAAAGUGGAAGCGACAGGAUGGGAAACGACUGCCAAUAAAGAAAUUACUGAGAGAUUUGAGGGAGCUUCGACAGUCACUUCUGAUGAACAAGCAAGAAUGCAAGAAAUUCGUGCUGAUCCUAAAAUCAUCCCUGAAUUGGCGUCUUCGAGUAAAGCUCCUCACGCUCUUCGUGCGAUAGCUGAGCGAGCAGUGGGAAUGGCGGUGGGCCGACAGUGUUUCUACGGAGGAUCUGUGCUGGGUUUCACGUCUCUGUGCGCUGACCGCGUCCUGAACGCUCUCUUGCUCUUCAUUGGUAACAUUGGAGGUGUUCGGGCCACAUCACUGCUUUGCAGUUUGAUUUUACGGGACUUGAGUUCAACGGAAUUUGGCUUAUCCGAGGAAGAUGACCGUGCAUUCGACAAAAGUGAGACGAGCACACACAGAGAAGAACUUGUUUUGGCCGACUACGCUGUUGAAAGUUUGAUGUGUUCAGAUCUGAGGGAAACUUCUGUUAUUAUGACAGAUUUUGUGCUCCCUCAUAUUGUGGCAUUGCAGCAAAAUAACUUUUGUUCUUUUGGAUGCUGUCUAGAAGCAGGCAACCGUUCUGGCCUAUUACAACCUGAACUCGCAUUGACUGAAGUAAUCGCAAUGAUCUGCAAGGAUAUUUGCCAUAUUUGUUGUCAGCUAUGCGCCAAGAAAGCCUUUUCUUGGCAAAUCACAAACUCUAGUGCAUGGCUCGUAAAGUUGUACAAACGUGUUACAUUAGCUUACACUUUGAUCCAGUCCUGCUCGCGUAACUUUUCUCCAAGUCCCGCCCAAACUGUGUUCAAGAAAACUCUCCAGCAUGUGAAGCAUGCCAUUCAUCAACAAUAUUUUCAGUCUUCACUAACAGCAAAAAUUUUAGCGAUUGUGCAUCUACAAGUCUAAGUGGAGGAGUCUCUAUGAUUAUCAUCUUACAUGUUUAUUGAUUUUACUGAUCAGUGUGUCCAAACCUCUCCCUCCCUAGACCCGACUUCAACAUUCAUAUAAUCUUAAGGGACCAAACAUCAGGUACAGCACUUUCAAAGCUCGCUUAACACGUUGACUCCGAUUGCUUAAUCUUGUACU
Hyalella azteca is the source of this 6690-nucleotide messenger RNA. It is a transcript of the gene THADA, whose product is annotated as thyroid adenoma-associated protein homolog. Gene Ontology annotation, biological process: tRNA methylation. Lineage: Eukaryota; Metazoa; Arthropoda; Malacostraca; Amphipoda; Hyalellidae. The transcript has 9 exons. Gene Ontology annotation, cellular component: cytosol. The record is from RefSeq and is a predicted model, not a curated record. The coding region runs from base 208 to 6510 and encodes 2100 amino acids.